Corapipo altera (White-ruffed manakin) is the source of this 2340-nucleotide messenger RNA. RefSeq names its product ATPase H+ transporting V0 subunit d1 (gene ATP6V0D1). The transcript is spliced from 8 exons. Gene Ontology annotation, molecular function: proton-transporting ATPase activity, rotational mechanism. Gene Ontology annotation, biological process: vacuolar transport; vacuolar acidification; proton transmembrane transport. NCBI's taxonomy places the organism in Eukaryota, Metazoa, Chordata, Aves, Passeriformes, Pipridae. The coding region runs from base 66 to 1121 and encodes 351 amino acids. Gene Ontology annotation, cellular component: lysosomal membrane; vacuolar proton-transporting V-type ATPase complex; proton-transporting V-type ATPase, V0 domain. The record is from RefSeq and is a predicted model, not a curated record.
CACGUGACCAGCGCGGGGGUCACGUGAGGCGGCGGCGGCAGCGCUCCCGGCCCGUCCCCGCCGCCAUGUCGUGCUUCCCGGAGCUCUAUUUCAACGUGGACAACGGAUACCUGGAAGGGCUGGUGCGCGGCUUCAAGGCGGGGGUGCUCCGGCAAGGGGACUACGUGAACCUGGUGCAGUGCGAGAGCCUGGAGGACUUGAAACUGCACCUCCAGAGCACAGACUAUGGGAACUUCCUGGCCAACGAAGCCUCCCCGCUCACUGUGUCCGUCAUAGACGACAAGCUGAAGGAGAAGAUGGUGGUGGAGUUCCGUCACAUGAGGAACCACGCGUACGAGCCCCUGGCAAGUUUUCUGGACUUCAUCACGUACAGCUACAUGAUUGACAAUGUCAUUCUGCUGAUCACUGGGACUCUGCACCAGCGUUCCAUCUCCGAGCUGGUGCCCAAGUGCCAUCCUCUGGGAAGUUUCGAGCAGAUGGAAGCUGUGAACAUUGCUCAGACGCCUGCGGAGCUCUACAAUGCAAUCCUGGUGGACACUCCCCUGGCUGCUUUCUUCCAAGACUGCAUAUCUGAACAGGACCUGGAUGAAAUGAACAUUGAAAUCAUUCGAAACACGCUGUAUAAGGCUUACCUGGAGUCCUUCUACAAGUUCUGCAAGACGCUGGGAGGCACCACAGCAGAUGCCAUGUGCCCAAUCCUGGAGUUUGAAGCUGACAGGAGGGCCUUCAUUAUCACCAUCAACUCCUUUGGUACUGAGCUGUCCAAGGAGGACCGAGCCAAGCUGUUCCCGCACUGUGGCAAGCUCUACCCCGAGGGCCUGGCUCAGUUGGCCAGGGCAGAUGACUACGAGCAAGUCAAAAACGUUGCUGACUACUACCCUGAGUACAAGCUGCUCUUUGAAGGGGCUGGCAGCAACCCUGGGGACAAAACCCUUGAAGACCGGUUCUUUGAGCACGAGGUGAAGCUGAACAAGCUGGCCUUUCUCAACCAGUUCCACUUCGGGGUGUUCUAUGCCUUUGUGAAGCUGAAGGAGCAGGAGUGCCGCAACAUCGUGUGGAUCGCAGAGUGCAUCGCCCAGCGGCACAGGACCAAGAUCGACAACUACAUUCCCAUCUUCUAACCCUGCUCUGCUCCUGUCUGACCCUCCCGCCCCUGGAGUCCGGAGGGACCCCCGUCUAACUCCCUGAGUUGUCCCUUGCCCAGACUCCAGGGAUGUCCCAUCUGUGGAACUGGAUCAGAUGAGGAAACUGUAUAGUUGCUAGUUAAAUUAUUCACAAGCUGAAGUUCGAGUUGUGUGUGCUGUGAGGCGUCCGGAGGGACCAGCGGCCCAGGGUUGGCCCUGUGCAACAGGAGGGACACCUCCUGUUGUGUGUCCAGUGGUCCAAGUGUUCCUGUACUAAUUGCUGUGUACGCUUACGCUCACAGAGCAAGCAUGAGCUGGGGGGGGGCUGCCUCCAAGGGGGUCCCACUGCUGCAGAGGAACAGGUCAGGUCUGCCAUGGCUGGGGGGUCCUCUGUCGGUGCUCUGCACGCCUCCUACUCGGUGUUGUUCCUGUGAGAUGUAGUUUGAGUGUGGUCUGUAGCGUAGCCCAUGCUGCUGUGCAAUCCCUGCAUCCCCUUGUAGCUAACCCUGACCUGGGAGGGACUGAGCAACCCUAGCCAAGACUGGGACAGAGCCUGUGGGAACGUGAGGGCAGAGCCACACGGCUUGUGGAACACACUCCUCCCACUCUGGCAGCAUUUGCACUCGUGCAGCCUUGCUGUGUCUGCAGAAGCAGCUCUCAUCAGUCUCUCUGCUGCCCUGGACAGGGUUCCAUAUGUUGGCUGAGCCCCUUCCUCCCCUGGAGACCCACAGGUCGCAGUUUACUGUCACAACCAUGCAAGAACCAGGGCUCUUUUGGUCUCUGCAGAUGCUGAUGGACCCCUGCACCUCCUCAGGGCAGACAUCCAGGCUCCUCACCUGUGGAGGACAGGCUGGCAGUGCUGUGGAGCUGUACAGCACAGCUGGCUGUGGGACAGAGCAGCCCUUGGUCACCACAGUGAGGACAGAUAUGUCCCAGGCCCUGCCUGUCCAUGGCCUGGGGUGGGAGCCAAGCCCUGGGCAUGGUGUGGCAGCCCUGUUCCUUGCUGCUCUGUCCUGGCUAGCUCCUACUUGCACUCAAGUUCUGGGAGAUGUGCUAUGGCAGUAGAGGAUCCUUGCUGGUGGGAAACACGCUGCAUGCUGCUGUGGGGAGGGAUCAGUGGAGAGCGGCUCUGUCCCAGCUUGUGCUGUGGUCACCUCUGCAGUUUGUUUUCCUGUGACCCCCUCCUCUCUACAUCAAUAAAUAUCUGCCUACUGCA